UCUUUUCUAACCAAGGGAGGCGCACUAGUCCGCAUAUAUAGAGGCUGCGCGGCUCCGGGGUUAGCCAAACCAGUUCUGCACCAUGGGGAAGAGGCAACCGAGUGCAGCAGCAGCUGCUCCCAACUGUGAGCUAAAAUCCUAUUCUAAGAACACAGACACUCAGGUAUCUACCAUGGUGUUGGAUCCUGAAGAAAAGACGCCAGAUGAUGGCGCUUCUGGAGACCAUGGAGACUCUGCCAGUCUUAGUACCAUCAACCCUGCCUACAGUAACUCCUCCCUCCCACAGUCCACUGGGGACUCAGAGGAUCCCUUCACCACCUACUUUGAUGAGAAGAUCCCCAUUCCUGAGGAGGAGUACUCCUGUUUUAGCUUUCGUAAACUCUGGGCGUUCACGGGACCUGGCUUUCUUAUGAGCAUUGCCUACCUGGAUCCAGGGAACAUCGAAUCGGAUUUGCAGUCUGGAGCAGUGGCUGGAUUUAAGUUGCUCUGGGUGCUCCUGCUGGCCACCAUCGUGGGGCUGCUGCUCCAGCGCCUUGCAGCUAGACUCGGAGUGGUCACCGGCUUGCAUCUUGCUGAAGUGUGUCACCGUCAGUAUCCCAAGGUCCCACGGAUCAUCUUGUGGCUGAUGGUGGAGUUGGCUAUCAUCGGUUCUGAUAUGCAGGAAGUCAUUGGCUCGGCCAUCGCCAUCAAUCUCCUCUCUGUAGGAAGGGUUCCCCUGUGGGGUGGAGUUCUCAUCACCAUCGCAGAUACUUUUGUAUUUCUCUUUUUGGACAAAUAUGGCUUGCGGAAGCUGGAAGCAUUUUUUGGGUUUCUCAUCACUAUUAUGGCCCUCACAUUUGGAUAUGAGUAUGUUACAGUGAAGCCCAGCCAGAGCCAAGUGCUCAGGGGCAUGUUCGUGCCGUCCUGUUCAGGCUGCAGCACUCCACAGAUUGAGCAGGCUGUGGGCAUCGUGGGAGCUGUCAUCAUGCCACACAACAUGUACCUGCAUUCUGCCUUAGUCAAGUCUAGACAGGUCAACCGGGCCAAUAAGCGGGAAGUCCGAGAAGCCAACAAGUACUUCUUCAUUGAGUCCUGCAUUGCCCUCUUUGUCUCCUUCAUCAUCAAUGUCUUCGUCGUCUCCGUCUUUGCUGAAGCAUUUUUUGGAAAAACCAAUGAGCAGGUGGUUAAUGUCUGUAGAAACAGCAGCAGCCCCCAUACUGACCUCUUUCCUAAUGACAACUCAACUCUGGCUGUGGACAUCUACAAAGGGGGUGUUGUGCUUGGAUGUUACUUCGGGCCUGCAGCACUCUACAUCUGGGCAGUGGGGAUCCUGGCUGCAGGGCAGAGCUCCACCAUGACAGGAACCUAUUCCGGCCAGUUUGUCAUGGAGGGAUUCCUGAAUCUCAGAUGGUCACGCUUUGCCCGAGUGAUUCUGACGCGCUCUAUUGCCAUCAUUCCCACGCUGCUUGUUGCUGUCUUCCAAGAUGUAGAGCAUCUGACAGGGAUGAAUGACUUCCUGAAUGUUCUGCAGAGCUUACAGCUUCCCUUUGCUCUCAUUCCCAUCCUCACAUUGACAAGCCUGCGGCCAGUAAUGCAUGAGUUUUCCAAUGGAAUAGGCUGGAGGAUCGCUGGCGGGAUCUUGGUCCUUCUCGUCUGCUCCAUCAACAUGUACUUUGUAGUGGUGUAUGUCCAGGAACUAGGGCACGUGGCACUGUAUGUGGUGGCUGCCGUGGUUAGCGUGGCUUAUCUGUGCUUUGUGUUCUACUUGGGUUGGCAAUGUUUGAUUGCAUUGGGCCUAUCUUUCCUGGACUGUGGGCACACGGUAAGCAUCUCUAAGGCCCUGCUGAGCGAAGACACCAACGGCGGCAAUACUAAGUAAACACUGGGUCAGUCUGUCUGUCUUUGCAGGGAGCCAUCAGAGCCAGUGUGUUUCUAUGGUUUACUGUGUGAACAUAGCCACGAGUAUGUGCUGUUGCACAGACUGCAUUUAGGACUCAACUGUUAGUUGGGAAACACUUUGUUUUGUGUAUGUUUUGAGGUCUUUGUUUUGUUUUUGUGAGAUAGGAUCUUGCUAUGAAACGCUAGGUAGCCCAAAACUCACUAUAUAGCCCAGGCUGCCCUCAGACUUACGGCAAUCCUGUCUCAACCUCCUGAGUGCUGGGCUUAUUAUAGGCAUGCACUACCAUGCCUGGCUUUUCCCAUGUGUGCUUACAAGAUGAUUCUUUCUGGCAGGGAUGGAUGUCACCCCGUACGUAGCAUUAGGCAGUCCCUGGAAAAAGUGACACUUGAGCCAUUUUAAACACUAAGUCCCUAAGUAGCUGUCCAAGGGCCAAUAGUGCUCUAUCAUUUUGAGAGCAAAUUCUCUACAUGAAUAUUAACCAGACUCUGUUCUUAAAACUGUAUGAAUUAGGGAUAUAGUAAACUGCAAUUAUGUUUUUCAUUAGGUGAAUUAAGGGUAUAGUAGCUCUGGGCAUGCAAAUUUUAUCAAAAGAUAGUGGAUGUUGAAAGAUGGAAAAAAUGCUUUUAUGCUCCCUUUCAAAUUAUUUUAAUUAUGAAAAACCCAACUAGAGUGAUGCCAUCCAUUUGAACUACAAAAUUAGAGACAGCUACCUUCUUUGAGUUCAGGACUUGUUUAUUUAUUUGUUUGUUUGCUUUCCAAGAUGGGGUUUCUGUGUAGCCCUGGCAGUCCUGAAACUCACUCUGUAGACCAAGCUGGCCUUGAACUCAGAGAUCUGCCUGCCUCUGCCUCCCAAGUGCUUGGACUAAAAGUGUGUGCCACCACUGCCCCUCUAAGUUCGUGAUUUUUUUAUUUCUACUUUUAAUUUCUCAGUGGAAACUAAGAAGGGUAGGAGGCAUAAAAGGUGGACGUGGACAGACGGUCCACCUGCAGGGAGUUGCUCAUCACCUCCAGGUUUUCCUUACCGUGCAAGCUUAGCCCCGAGGUUAUAGCUUUCAUGUUACUACCCAGGGUUCCUGAUAGUGUUUAAUCGUGAGUACGUACAAUCAUCAAAUCUUUGCCGUCCUCUUGUAAGAGGGAGGCGUGAGCAGAAGAGGGUAGCCUUCGUGAGCUGACGUGCCCAUGAGACACGGGACUCGGAGUGGUCAGAGAGCUAACUGCGCUCUUCCCCAAGCCACCCUUCACCACAUCAUGUCUCGGACACACCAGUUUCAUGUCCAGGAUGACUCACAAGGCACUCAGGAGCUCUGGACUAACCUUUGCAAAGUCAGUAGGUGUCACUGUGGUUGUGAAGUUCCCUCCCUGCAAGAUGGGACUGGUUCCCUCCGAGAGAAAAUCUCAGAGACCAGACGGUGAAGCUCUGGAACCUUCAGCACGGAACUGCUACUCUCACCUGAGGCUCUUGUGACCCUUACACCAGAGCCGCCUCAGGAGUCUGUCAGACCCCAUCUGCUGGGGUCGGGUGUGGUCAUUGUCUUGGUGGCGGUGGGAAUGAGAGUGGCUUUGAAGGACGUCCUCGUCUUUGAAGCCUUCCUUCUAGCGAGCUGUUGACAGAUGGUGUUGGCUCGUCUGCGCCCGAGUGGCAUUAUUACUAGCAUUUUACACACAGUCAAAUCUCAACAUGGACACAUUCUUCAUAAGGCAUAAAAAAAAUUUGGUAAAUUGCUGUUUUACUCACCCUACCUUGGCCUUAGCCCCUCAACUAAUACAAAAUCAUAGGUGACAGGUCCCUACCGCGGUGAUUCUCAACCUGUGGGUCAGGACCCCUUUGGCAAGCCUCUGUCUCCAAAAACAUAUUUGCUUACAAUUCAUAACAACAGUAAAGUGACAGUUAUGAAGUAGCAAUGACAAUAAUUUUAUGUUGGGGACCAUCACAGCAUGAGGAACUGUAUUAAAGGGUCACAGCAUCAGGAAGGUUGAGAACCGCUGGCCUACAGGGUCCUUCUCACACCUCUCGCUUCUGCCGCCAUUGUUCCUGAAGCUGACCUGAAGCUUGGUGCCUGAAGAUCUGGAGACUGAGCUUGGAAACUUUGUGGGCUGUAGUAUGUGAAGGCCAGACUGAUGGCAAACAGAACUUCCUACAAAGAUGCUGUCCCAAUGUUUACAUUUGUCCCUCAGGGCAGGGUGUAUCCAGAGUCACAAAUAUUGAUAGUCCAGCCCAAAGCUGCUAGGGAUGGAGCACUGGUGUGUGCUAGGCAAGGCCUCUGCUGCGGGUCUUACUUCCCUGCCCUAGAGUUCUUCCGUGUUAUGCUUGUUUACACUGAUGGAAGGUUUCACCAUAGUCAGAUGGUUCUUUCUAAUUCUACGACUAUACUAUUUUACAGCGUCAUUUGGUUAUCACCGAGGUGUACUUCUAACAGUACUCUGUCCAGUAAACAGUGUGUAAAAAUUUCUAGUCUCCGUGCCAGUGUGGUUCUGGCUGUGUGUUUGUGAGCUGUCUGUACUUUCUCUAACUGGUCCUUGUUCUCACGUGACAUGAAGUAACUGUACUGCUUCAGGGCACUGGAAGCUCUCAGGCUGGGGCAUGGCUACGGUUGGCGUAGGAGAUCUUGCCAGGACUGUAGGAAGUAGCUACAACUAGGCUUUUAGUGAACCGUUAACGGCUUGUAAACUUGAUUUGUAAUUUAAAAAAAAAGAAAAAAGAAAAAAAGAAAAACUUCCCUUUU
Molecule: messenger RNA, 4602 nt
Organism: Peromyscus eremicus (cactus mouse)
Lineage: Eukaryota; Metazoa; Chordata; Mammalia; Rodentia; Cricetidae
Gene: Slc11a2
Product: solute carrier family 11 member 2
Exons: 16
Coding region: 83-1858 (591 amino acids)
Biological process (GO): metal ion transport
Cellular component (GO): plasma membrane
Molecular function (GO): iron ion transmembrane transporter activity; cadmium ion transmembrane transporter activity; manganese ion transmembrane transporter activity
Source: RefSeq, a predicted model, not a curated record